AUAAGUAGUGAGCUAAACCGAGAUCAGAUAUUUGUCUUUUUUUGAUGAAAACUUCAUUUAUUGGGUGCUGCUGGGCCUCUAUGCGCUAAAAGGAUGUGUGCAUUAUGCUACUGAAUGCAUCAAGUUAAUGUGAUUGCUCCCUUUCCCAGAAAUGUUUUCUUCUUCUUCUACUCCUACUUUUUAAGGUUUAUCUUCCCUUCUUUCUCUUUUUGAGUUCAACAGGAAUGGAGACUUCCAGGGUGGGUUUCUGUUUAUUGCUUUGUACAAUUUUCAUGGUUGUUCCAGUUUCAAUAGGUCAGCUUACUUCAACCGAAACCAGGCUCCUUUUCCAAGUUCAAAAGCUUCUUGAAUACCCUGAGGUACUUCAAGGAUGGACAAAGUGGACCAACUUCUGUUAUCUCCCUCAUUCUCCUUCUCUCAAGAUUGUGUGUGCAAACAGUCGCGUGAUGGAGAUAACCAUCGUUGGAAACAGGAGCUCUCCAGCGAAUGUUGUUCCAGGUUCUGGACCACAGGGUUUGUCCGGCAAGUUUUCCAUGGAUUCAUUAUUCACUGUCCUAACCAAGUUUUCUAGUUUGAGAGUAUUGUCCCUGGUGUCCCUGGGGUUAUGGGGGCCCUUGCCUCCCAAGAUCAACAGGUUUCAUUCACUCCAAGCUCUCAACAUGACCUCUAAUUUCAUCUCCGGGAGGAUUCCUAAGCAGAUUGCAUCGUUCCAGAAUCUAACAAGUCUGGUUUUGGCUGACAAUCUGUUCAAUGGCAGCGUUCCAGAUCUUACAGGCUUACCACUCCUUAAAGUUGUGAAUUUGGGUGGCAACCUCCUUGGACCUCAGUUUCCUUCAUUAAGCCAAAGUCUAGUAAGCAUUACGUUGAGAAACAACUCAUUUAGAUCCCAGAUCCCUUCAGGACUGAAGAAAUUCAAUCAGCUCCAGAGGCUGGACAUCUCUUCUAAUAAACUUGUGGGACCACUACCAUCGUUUCUAUUCUCCUUGGCUUCAAUUCAGUAUCUUAAUUUGGCCCAAAACCAAUUAAGCGGAGCCCUUGCUUCCACUACAGACUGUAGUAACAACCUCUCCUUUGUAGAUAUCUCAAACAACCUUUUGAUAGGAAAACUCCCUUCAUGCAUCGGAUCAAACUCCAGAAACAAAACAGUCAUUAGUUCAUGGAAUUGUCUGUCUACUGGGAAUUCAAAUCGCCAACAUCCUUAUUCAUUUUGCAACAAAGAAGCAUUGGCUGUUAAGCCUGUGGAAAGCAAGGAGCAGGAGGAGCCUGGGAUCAACUUGGGCCUAAUACUCGGUAUCAUUGGAGGCGUUGUUGCCAUUGCAGGAGCUAUUGCUUUGUUGAUGUUUGUGAUUAUUCGAAGAUCACGAACAACUGAAGACGCAAAUUAUGAUGAAAGAUCCAUUGUAGACAAAAUGUCUGUUCGUAGCUCUCCCAAACCACCCAUUGAUUCAAGGCGUGUUCCACAGACGAUGAGAUCAGCUGCAAUUGGGCUUCCACGAUAUCGCGUUUUCAGCUUGGAAGAAAUUGAAGAUGCAACCAACAACUUUAACCCAUCAAAUUUUAUGGGGGAAGGAUCUCAAGGGCAGCUCUAUAAAGGUUGGCUUGUAGAUGGGUCAGUGGUGGUGGUAAAAUGUUUGAAACUACAGCAGAAGCAUGCACCUCAAAAUCUGAUGCAACACAUGGAAGUUUUGUCCAAGCUAAGGCAUCGUCAUUUGGUUAGCGUUCUGGGACACUGUAUUGUAACUUACCAGGAUCAUCCUAAUGUUGCCAGUACUGUGUUCGUUGUUUUUGAGCACAUUUCCAACGGAUCAUUGCGGGACCAUCUUACUGAUUGGAAAAAGAAGGAGAUACUGAAAUGGCCACAGAGAAUGGCAAUCACCAUUGGAGCUGCAAGAGGAGUUCAAUUCCUGCAUACAGGAAUUUCGCCUGGGAUUUACGGAAACGAUUUAAAGAUUGAUAAUAUUUUGUUGGAUGAGACUCUUACACCCAAAAUUAGUAAUUACAACAUCCCAUUGCCACUUAAGACAGGUUCGGAAAGCCCCCUCUCAAAUCGCCUUAGCAGUGAUGAAAAUGAGAAGGAAGACAUUUAUCAACUGGGAGUUCUGCUGCUACAGGCUAUUACCGGUAAACUGGUCACAUUCUCAAAUGAAUUGGAUGGGCUUAAACUUGAGCUGGAAAAGAGUUUAGCUGAAGGGCCAUCGAAGUUAAGAGGUGUGAUUGAUCCCUCAAUACGAGGCACUUUUGCAGAUGAAUCAAUGAAGACCACAGUUGAAUUCGCUAUAAAUUGCCUGUCCAAAGAUUCAACCAAACGCCCCUCGAUAGAAGACGUCCUUUGGAAUUUGCAAUAUUCGAUUCAAGUUCAGGAAGGAUGGGCCAGUAGUGGAAACCUCGCCACACAUAUGUAAUGUAAUUUCAUUGCGUUCUCAGCAACUAUAAUUUAUUAUCUUCUGUAACUUUACAGAUGUUGCCAAAAUAAAAUGUUAUCACUAUUUCAACUUGUA
Messenger RNA from Gossypium raimondii (Peruvian cotton), 2498 nucleotides. RefSeq names its product probable LRR receptor-like serine/threonine-protein kinase At1g14390. Bases 225 to 2402 code for a protein of 725 amino acids. Gene Ontology annotation, molecular function: ATP binding; protein binding; protein kinase activity. NCBI's taxonomy places the organism in Eukaryota, Viridiplantae, Streptophyta, Magnoliopsida, Malvales, Malvaceae. The record is from RefSeq and is a predicted model, not a curated record. Gene Ontology annotation, biological process: protein phosphorylation. The transcript has 7 exons.